AUGUUCAGUAUCCUCCCACCCCACCCCGCAAAGACUGCACAGGCCCCUGCCUCUGAGAAAUUCAAAUCCCAGGAGGUAAACCUUGAGCUUGGUUGGUGGGACACGCCGACCUCUUCGAGUCCCGUGGGCAUCAAAGCCGCCGUGGAGGACGUUCGAAACACCCUUUUGGCCUUGAGCAACAAAAUAUCAACCACGGCCUUUAGUUACUCGGGGAAUUCCGGUGUUGGUCUCUAUGCUGAACACGGAGUACUUCACUCCGAUGCCGCCACCACCGCGCUACAGCACUUCACUCAAUAUCUGGAGUUGAAGAAGGCUAUUGGUCGAGUGCUCCUUCAGUACUGCGGUGUCAACUCCAAUAAAGCACUGGGUAUCGUGGUCGAUCCGACUGGUGACCUGUCUGCCGUGCAGCGUAUUAUGCGAGAUUGGAAUGAGGCCUUGGAGGACUUUAAUAAGAAGACCUGGGGAUGGGCAGGCUGUGACCCCAUAGGUUCGAUAGAGCUCGGUCAUCAACUCAACGGUUUCUUCGAGCUUGCCGACUGCCCUUGGCUUAACGACCUCUCCAACAACCUUGGUGCUCGUUACACCCCAUUAGCCAUGAGGAUCCCCAUCGCCCGCUUGACCUCAGCGAGGUUGGUGGGUGCGCAGACAACCAGCUCUGGGGAUUUCGAGAUGGUUGGGGUGAAAACCCCGUGGCCGGCCCUUUCAGGGGUUCCCGAGGCGGCAAACUCACCAAAUCAGAACUUUCUUACUUGCGUACUGAACCUUCACGCCGACGCGAAAUCGUUCAUUUCGCACAACGAGCAGGCCGGAAAACAGCUACCAAAGCCUGUUAUCGACUUCUUCGAGCAGGUAGUCACCUACUGCGGUUUCAUGCAACGCCAAACAACGGAUAUUCUCGAUAGGAAUGCUCACUUAGGCCCUGAGCUGGCUUCGAUCAAGCAGACCCUUCAGAACGUCCAACAACAUACCCACAGUACCCAGUCAAGCAUUCGGAACCAGAGCCACCAAUCUUGGGCUUCCGUGGUCAGGAAUGCGCUUCCUCCAGCUCAUACGCUAUCCACUCACGACUCCUCCAGCACCGCCCCGGCCACACCGUCAGAACUCAGCAAGGACCGCGAAGUGAUCGUUAAACUGCGAGAUGCUGGUGCCCAGAAGACCUACCGAAAGAAGUCAUCGGCAGAGAUAAAGGAUAAGGCAGAGAGUGCGAGAAAAAGAGCUGCAGCAACGAUUCCAACGCUCUCCCUGGCGAGCGCCCGAUUCGUUUCCGCCAGACAGCUGCGCUCGGGAGAUCUCAGCCUGGCCCUACAUACUGCCGCGGAGGCCGAGACUGCCAGGAUCUACGAUAAAUGGGCGGAUCUCAUAUCAAGCGGAGCCACCCUGCGACGCCCUACAUGGGGCGUGGUAGUCCAUGGCAUCCCGAUCAAGUCAAUCCAGGACCUGAGCGAUCAGGGCGAACAGGACCGAGUAGCCAGAGAGCUACUCGACGAGAACAGGGAGGUUUGGAAUCAGAAACCUGAUAUCAAGCGCGUAGCCUGGCUUACCCAUCCUUCCAAUCACAAGAACCAGAAAUCCUCCGCCCUCGUUGUCGAAUUCUCUGAUCCGAGACAUGCAAACGAGGCAAUCAUGAAAGGGACUAUUUGGGCUAGCGAUAGCCGGAUGAAUGUUCUAUACGAUAGAAACGCGCGGAUUCGGCGAUGCUUCAAAUGUCAGCAAUAUGGACAUAUAGGAAUCGUUUGUUCGAAUAAAACAACCUGCGGCCUCUGUGCCGAAGGCCACGAGACCCGGUCUUGCGUACAGAGGUCUGCCCCCAGUAGCCAGGGACGCAAAUGCGCUGGAUGCGGCGAAGCGCACGCCGCCUGGUCGAGAGUCUGUACGAGGUACGUAGCGGAGCAGGAGCGGGUGCAAACUGUAACCCAAUAUCGGCAGCCCCUGCACCGCAUCCCGCCCUAUCUACAGGAUUAUCCCUCCGUGGGUAGCGACACGGAGACCUCUGGCCCGCCCAACAGCGAGGGGCGGGCUGCGGGAUCUGGGGGACAGAGAGAAAGAUGGACCCGGUCAACCAGCCGGCCAGCGGAGCGGAAUCGCUCUACAGUAAGAUUUCAAAAAGGAUCUAUACCGCCACACAGCUCGCAGGAGCUUGUCCCUGUGCAGCAAGAAGAGGCCCUGAUAGACCUAAGUCCGGAGAUGGACGUGGACCCUAUCCCGUCCGAGACAGAACCGUCGAUUGCCCAACAAAUCAACAUGAUCAGCGAACCGGAGACGCCCGUACCAAUGACCCCUGCCCCCAGGGGUCGUACCCUGAGCAAGAGGCGCCCCCGCAGCGUCACCUUGCGGGCAACGAGGCGAAGCGCUAGACACCAGGUAACGCAGGAAGCUGCCCCCUUUGCCAUUUUGCCUACUACAGGGGACACCCCUCCAGCGAAGAGGACCCGAAGCAAGCAGCCAACCUACCGAGGACGAUCAAUAUCGACUAGCGAUAUCACUAGCGAUAACGCAGUGACAGCCCUCCCAAAAUCGCCGGAGGCAUCUCUUAUCCCUGCAUCUACCCCCUCAGGGCAUCCGACCACGAUCGUCUUGGCCGAGGACAACACGCUUGCCCGUUCAGACAGGGUGAUGGCCCAGUUCCUCCGGGACCCGGCAGUCCUGGAGGCUGAUAUCAUCUUCAUACAAGAACCAUGGGAUAACCCCUUUCAGGAUUCAACUCAUCAUCCAGCUAAAGCAACACACCAGCUUCUAUACCCGACACGGACGGAUAUAGGGGACGAGCGGGCACGCGUGUGCCUCUUUAUUUCGCGACAAAUCGACCCGAACACCUGGAAACACACACUCCAUUCGAGGGACAUUCAAGAGCUUGAUCUGACCGGUGCUGAUGGCAAGCGGCUUCGCAUCUUCAAUAUAUAUAAUCGACCUGCCGAGGUUGGCACCGGCACCUUAGGCCUGAAGGUGCCUGGAUCUCUGGCUAGAGCCGGGCACUACCACCAGAGACGAAGCCGGAGCGAAGUCCUCGGCUCGCAGGACCUGACUCCUAGGCUCGUUGCCUGUGAGGUCACGGAAAAAAUUCACGCAGACUCCGAUCGGCUACCUAUACGGACCCUUAUUGACAUCCAAACUAAGACUCCGGAGGCGCAGCGGCGCCGCAACUGGAAGGCAUGCAAAGUGAAAGAUCUACAGACUUUUGUAGACCUGAAAUUACACAGCAAGGCCUUUCCACUUGAGAAUAAGCAGCACAUUGAACUCGCAAUGGAAUUCCUUAUUGAAACGGUAAAUCAAGGAAUAGCAACGUCUACCCCGUGGGCACGACCAAGCAAGUGGGCGAACCCGUCUUUCACCCCGGAAUGCCGAGAGAUGACCAAGAUCACUCGUAAAUUCAGGCGUGCAUAUACCGAGACCUGCAUGGCUAUGGGCCCUACCGAUCCCACUACAGGGCUGGCCUGGGACCGCUAUGCGAAGGUCAGAAACCGCAAAGGAAAAGUGCUGGCGAGGGCCCUACGGCAGGGACACCGGACCUGGGUCAGAAAGGCCACCGAGGCAGGCCCCCGAGGCACGUGGCGCGUGGCCAGAUGGGCCAGGAACCGGGACGCCUCCGAGGGACUGGUCCCAACACUGAAAACACCAGAUAACGGCCUCGCAGAAACUGCAGAACAGAAAGUUGAGGCAUUCCGGAAGGCCUUCUUCCCUCACCCACCUCCCACAGACCUUUCCGAUAUCCCUACGACUUCCCUACCUCGGCAACUUGGCUUCCCGGAUCUCGCCGAGCACGAGGUGCUGCGCUGCAUCCGAAAGGCGCCUCCUGACAAGGCCCCCGGGCCCGACGGCAUCCUUAAUAAGGUCUGGCACUGGCUAGGUGAGGCUCCCUCCUUCGUGAAGGCGCUCACGGGUAUCUUUAACGCCUGUAUCCGGCUCGGGCAUAACCCCGGAUACUUUCAGCAAUCUACAACGGUUAUCCUCCGUAAGGCCGCGCCACGGGAUUAUCGAGUCGCUAAAUCCUACCGGCCUAUUGCCCUCUUGAACACACUCGGUAAGAUUCUAGAGGCGGCUAUCGCCACCCGCAUAGCCUAUGCAUUGGAGGAACAUAGCCUACUGCCACGAGGGCACCUAGGGGGACGCAAGGGUAUCUCCGUCGACCAUCUAAUUCAACUACUGAUGGAUGCUAUCUUUGAUGGCUGGGGCCGAGGCCAGAAGGUAAGUAUGCUCCUGCUAGACGUAGCAGGGGCCUUCGACAACGUCUCCCAUACCCGGCUGCUGCACAACCUGAAGAUGGCACGACUAGGGCACUUCGCCGGAUGGCUGGAGUCAUUCCUUUCAGACCGACAGACCCGGCUCCAACUACCUGGCUACUUGAGCGGUAUCAUUUCUACCCCGACGGGGAUCCCCCAGGGGUCCCCUAUCUCCCCGAUCCUUUUCCUUCUCUUCAACACGCCCCUUAUUCGGGCGUUAGGAAUCAAUAAUGUUGAGAGUACGCGCACUCAGCCACUACUUUCGGGCAAAACCCUGGCAUUCGGCUGGAUUGACGAUACCUGUACGAUCGCUCUUUCCGAGUCCUACGCAGCUAAUCAGCGUCUACUGGAGUGGGCACUCAAUAAGGCUGCUGUAUGGUCCUGGCAGCAUUCGUCUAGGUUCGCGCCGGAUAAGUUCGAACUGAUACACUUCCGGAACCCGCUGGACCCCGAUCCCGGGGCCGAAAGGGACACCCCCUGGGACUACACGGAACCAUGGAAGGGAGAGGACCUUACCAACGUUAACUGGGAGGACGAGAGCGCCUGGGAGGUUCCCGUUGAACCCCAGGGGCAUGAUUAA
Aspergillus affinis is the source of this 4797-nucleotide messenger RNA. RefSeq lists its product as uncharacterized. The coding region runs from base 1 to 4797 and encodes 1598 amino acids. The record is from RefSeq and is a predicted model, not a curated record. NCBI's taxonomy places the organism in Eukaryota, Fungi, Ascomycota, Eurotiomycetes, Eurotiales, Aspergillaceae. The transcript has 6 exons.